AUGUUAGAAGGGGGAUGUUUUGAUAUUACAAGGAAAGAAUUGAUUGGAAGUUUUCAACUAAACUUUUGGAAGAAGAAUUUUUAAAUUAAUCCAUUUGAUGUCUUAAGUGAUGAUGAAAUAAGAAGAGCUAUCAAAAAUGGUAUUAAACAAACUCUAUUUUUUAACGAAGAAGCAUUUGUGAAAUUAAUAAGACAAUAGCAAUAGAUCUCAAGAUUAAGAAUGCCUUCUCUAGAAUGUUCUCAUAUGUAUUCUCUAAUUAUUAAAAUUUUUUUUUGAGCUAUCUUUUUUAUUUAAAAGAAAUGAUUUGUAUAAAUUUAAUUUUUUAACAAACAAAAGAAAGUUUGAUGAAAAAUAUUUUGAAGAAUUAAGAAGAGUUGUGAAUUAAAUUUCAAUUUCAGAAAUAGAAAGAUCUGAUAUAUUUGCCAAUAGAGUUUCAGAAGUUAUUUAAAAUCUAUUAAACAAAUGUUAAUUUAAUUGAAGUUGAAAUAAGAUAUAUAUACUCAAGUCAUCCAGAUUUUGUAUCUGGAAUGAAAAUCGUUCAUAAGCAUGAAUAAAGAUAAGAUAAUAAUAAUAAGUUUAAAAAUAGAAAGAGAAAUUGCUUAUUUAAUGGUAUAAACAAAUUGAAAAUUUUUUUCAAUUUUUGCCCUUUCAAAUAUAAUAAGCAAACAGAACUCAAUACUAGUAAUUUAGACAAAUUAAAUAAGAUGAGAAAAACAAAUAUAAAUAGUUAAAAAUAACAAAAAUCAUAAUAACUAGAGGAAAGUCAAAUUUUGUAAUAAUAAUUAGUGAUUAAUAAGAUAAUUUCUGUGAAUCAAUUGUAUUUUAUGAAUGAUCCUAAAAGAUAAUUACUUUAAGUUCCAAAUACAUAAAAGAUUACUGAGAAACCAUCUAAAUAAAAGCUAGUAAACAGAAAUGGAUAUGAUAAAGGAUUUACUAGUGUUUUAUGUUAAUUUAGUAAAAAAGAAUAUUUUUGUUCAGUUCCAGAGACAGUUUAUAAUAUUUUUAGUAAAUUAAUCAAGAAAUUUUUGUGAAAGAGAAUUAAUAAGAGUAUUGUGUAAAUAAGAAUUAGUAGAUGAAUUAUUACAAAAGAAUUAAUCUAUAUAAAAAUCAAAAGUAGAGACUAAAUAAUCUUUGAUUAGUUUAAGGACAUAUUUGAAUUUAUUGAAUGAUUUGGAUUAAAAAAUUCUGACAUUAUUUAAUAAUAUAAAAUUAAUUGAAAUUCAUUAAAAACACACAUAUUAUAAUUAAUCUUUUAAUUAAUUUUUUUUACUUGUUCAAUGCUCAAUCAAAACCUAAUUUAAGAAUUUGAAGAUUAGUAGAUGGAUAAAGUCCUAAAAAUUGGAGUUAAAUAGCUAAACAUUUACCAGAUCUAAUUGGGAAGUAAUAGGUAAUAAUAUAAUUUAAUAAAUAGAUUUCAUAAUCAUUUAGAUCCUAAGAUUAAUAAGGAAAGAUGGACAGAUGAAGAAGAUUAAACUAUUCUAGAAGCUCAUAAAAAAUUAGGAAAUCUUUGGUCUUUUGCUGGAUUAUCGAAAGGUAGAACAGAUAAUUCUAUUAAAAAUUAUUAGAAUUGCACAUUAAAAAGAAGAUUAAAGAUGUAAAAUAGAUAGGAAGAUUUAUAAGUAUUAUAAAAUUAAGAUAAUACUUAAAUUUAAGGUAUUCCAAAAAGAAAUAUGUAAAAAAAAAAUUAUUUAUUAAGAAAUACCAGUGAAAAUGAUCAAAUAUGAUCCUGUUAUGAUAAUUGAAUUUUCAAACUCCAUAAUAAUUUCCAUCAAGUAAAAAGACUAAUUAUUAUUUUAUUUAGAACUAGAGUUAGUUUCAAAAUAUUUAUUCAUUGUAUUUCCAAAUUACAAUUACAAAAAGUUAAUGAAUCUUUCUAGUGUAUGCCUAAUUAUAUUAUUAAUAUAAACUAUAUUCAAUUAAAUAAAUAUAAUGGUAGAAGAAAAGAGAUUUGA
This is a messenger RNA of Paramecium sonneborni, 1952 nucleotides long. Lineage: Eukaryota; Ciliophora; Oligohymenophorea; Peniculida; Parameciidae. The record is from the annotation of a GenBank genome assembly.